This is a messenger RNA of Coturnix japonica (Japanese quail), 641 nucleotides long. The record is from RefSeq and is a predicted model, not a curated record. Lineage: Eukaryota; Metazoa; Chordata; Aves; Galliformes; Phasianidae.
UUAUAUUGCAUGAAGCCCUGGCACGGGCUGCCGGCUCCUUUAAGCGUUAGGAGGGAGUCGGAGGCGAAGGAGCCGCUGGGAGAGAAAUUGGAGGAGGCAAAAAAAAAAAAAAGAGAGAGAGAAAAGGGGGAAAAAAACUGAGGAUCUGAAUCCGGCUGCGGGCAGGAGCUGCCGCCGGGAGGUGGGCACAGCGGCGCGCCCCGACGAAGCGCAUUACGUCGGCAAACGGCUCCGCUCAACUUGCCACCUGCACCGAGAGCCCCGCACCGCCAUGGACUGCUGCAACGAGGGCGCCUGCACGAAGCUGGAUGAGGACAUCCUGGACAUCCCCCUGGACGACCCCGACGCCAACGCGGCGGCGGCCAAGAUCCAGGCCAGCUUCCGUGGGCACAUGACCCGCAAGAAGAUCAAGGGGGGGGAGAUGGACCGGAAAGCCAAGGACGCCGAGUGCGCCAACAGCACCCGCGGCGGAGACCUCCGCAACGGCGAUUAGGCCCAGCUGGACUCCCCCUGCCGAGCCCCCCCGCCGCCGAGGAGCCCCUGCUUCUCCCCAUAGCACCCCAGCAUGCGUCCCCUGCCCUCCCCCUCCCCAGCCCCAAUAAAAGUCCCUGCCAGCGGCCGCAGUGUCCUUGGCUCCGAGG